Molecule: messenger RNA, 294 nt
Organism: Gaeumannomyces tritici R3-111a-1
Lineage: Eukaryota; Fungi; Ascomycota; Sordariomycetes; Magnaporthales; Magnaporthaceae
Exons: 3
Source: RefSeq, a predicted model, not a curated record
AUGUAUUUACGGAUUAACGGUUGCCGGGUAAAAUUAAAAGCGUUGGUUAACAAUAAAAGCAACGUUAACUUAUUGUACAGCCGUUUUUUAAUGGAAGCAGGAAAAAUACCGGUGCUAAACGGGGGUUAUUUAGCGUGGUUCGAUACCAAAAAACGCAUGCUUACGCUAAAGUUAAUAAUGUUUUACGUAAUGGUGCCCCAAACCGGGUUUUCGGUAACCAUUAAAAAAGUUAAAAUAAUUUCGUUGGAAAUAAUUAAAAAGCUAAUCCAAUUAAAACAAACGAUAACCGUAUUA